Messenger RNA from Aspergillus pseudoviridinutans, 981 nucleotides. Its product is annotated as putative aminotransferase, classes I and II family. Gene Ontology annotation, molecular function: transaminase activity; pyridoxal phosphate binding. The coding region runs from base 1 to 981 and encodes 326 amino acids. The record is from RefSeq and is a predicted model, not a curated record. NCBI's taxonomy places the organism in Eukaryota, Fungi, Ascomycota, Eurotiomycetes, Eurotiales, Aspergillaceae. Gene Ontology annotation, biological process: amino acid metabolic process; biosynthetic process. The transcript has 2 exons.
AUGACUAACGGGUGUUCAUUGGCCAUUGAGCAGCUCAGCUGGGCGUUCAUGGAGCCCGGUGAAGGUAUCCUGCUCGGUAAACCGUACUACGGCACAUUCAUCGCUGAUAUAUCGCUGCGACCCGGCGCGGUCGUAAUUCUGUCGACUUUGGCGAGCCCAGAGGCUAUCAGCCAGUACGAGAAGGCUGCGACAGACUUUGAGGCCAAUACAGGGAAGCGCGUACGGGCCGUCAUGCUCUGCCACCCGCAUAACCCUAUUGGGCGCUGCUAUCCCAGGUCUGUCAUCCAAGCCUUAAUGAAGAUGUGCCAGGCACGUCAAAUGCACCUCAUCAGUGAUGAGAUCUAUGCACUUUCUGCGUGGAACAACCAGAUCGACACGGGCUUGGCGCUCGUCCGGUUUGAGUCGAUCCUGUCGAUUGAGCCAGCAGGCUUGAUCGAUGCAGACCUUGUACAUGUUCUUUGGGGUAUGAGCAAGGAUUUCGGCGCCAAUGGUCUGCGUGUCGGUGCCAUCAUCUCUCAGUUCAGUCCUGAGCUGCACUCCGCACUUAAGGCAAUGUCAUUGUACUCUUAUGUAUCUGGUCUAUCCGAUCAGAUCACCUCUUCCCUGCUGCUUGAUGAUGCCUUCACGGAUCUGUAUAUCACCCUCAACCGCGAGAGACUGUCGUACGCUCAUGCUUUCUUCGUCCGAAUGCUCGAGAAGAAUGGCAUCGAGUACACGAAAGGCUGCAACGCGGGGUUCUUCGUGUGGCUCAAUCUUGGCAAGAAGUACCUUGAAGCCAAUCCAGACGAGAAGCUUACAAGCGGCACCGAGUUGACGGACAUGAUCAUGCAAAGGUUGCUGGACAACAAGGUCUUCCUGGCCAGUGGGACGGGAUUCGGUUCGGAGAAGCCGGGCUGGUUCCGCGUAGUGUUUGCCCAUCCCUUGACGUACAUGGAAGAGGCAAUGAGACGGAUUCUGGUGGCAGUGGGGAAGGACAAGUAG